AUCCAUAUGCUGCUAGUACUGAUUUCUCCUUGCAACACACAUGCUCACACCCAGAGAAGCUGAACUUGUAACCUCAGAGAGGGGUCAACAUGGGUAUUAAUCAGUCAGAUUCAGAUCAAUAAGUGUCCACGAAACACCAAUGCAAACUGUCACCCCAGAUAACCCCAACACUGCUACUGUAGUCAGAGCCAGUAAUUGAAUUCUGUGCAGAAAUUCAAUAAUGUAAAGUCAGCAGAGGCAGUAAAGGCCAAGGCACAUUGUUCAGACCUCCAAUAGGCAAAGAGAGGAAACCCACCUUAGCUGGUCGGUCUCAGAGGAAGUCCUAACCGCUGAUUUAGUGGAUUAAGUCCAUAUCAUAGCCACUCAGUCAUCACUGGAGCUGUGAGAUUGCUGAGCAGAGUUGUAGGGCUUAUAAAAACAAAAGCUAUAAUGACAGAUGCUCUAAAGUAGCCAUUUUUUCCUGAUUUCUUGUAAGGUUUUCUCGUUUGGGCUGCUGUUGGAAAUUAUUAGUGAGGGUUUGAUUGCAUUUAGUAUUCAAAUUUAGAAGUUUCAUUUCGUGAUUAUCAGUAAAAUAUUGCUUUAAAAAAACAUCAACAUCGAUACCAGAAGAAUAGUCGGGCUAAUAUUUUAUCCAUAAUAAGGAGUUUAGGGUGUGCACAGUACUAUAGUAUUGAAUACAAACCACUCCUGUGUUCUGUAAAACGUGGCAGGUCACUCGUGUCAGAACUUUCAGAAUAAGACGUCUCUGUCUGCUCUUAACUGGCUGUGUGUGCAAUGAUGUCCUAUAUCUACUGCCAUGAGCAAAUAUGACCUGUUGACCUGUGCAUAGACUCAAGUGUUCGUCAUCAAUGAAGACAGUGUGAGACUGAACACUGGGCCCUCAGCUUUAGCACCACCACGUCUAACCACAAGUGAGUUAUGUUCCAUGUUUCACACAGAGAGACUCGUUUUGACUGUCAUGAAAUGAAUGUCGACCUUUCGUGGGAAGUUCUGUUGGUGCUCUCAUUCAGAAAACAGUAGACAAAAGUCACCCUGAGGCAUUCGUCAUGAGGCAUCUGACCAAAUGUCCAUGUAGCUCGCAUCUUGUCGGGUUUUUACUGAUUUAUGAUACUACACACAAAGCUGUCUUUAGACGCACAGAGGAAGGAAGAUUUGUGAACCUGUUCUUCAGUACCUCGGCUCUUCGGAAAGGCCUCGGGGUGAGCGGAGAGGAACGAGGUCUGUGUUCCUGACUGUCUCCCAUCCAUAAUGAAUUGAUGACAACAAUUAGAGGCUGCUGUCGAGCACUCUUCUGCUGUCAUGCCCAACAGCCAGAGAUACUCGCACUCUUUCAUUACAAGCAAGCAUGAAAGAGUGAAUCGGAGAGUAAUGCGCUCCUUUUGCUUCACAUGUAGGCUGGUUCCUUCCUGGUCUGCCUCCAGCAGAGCUCACCCGCCUGCUGCUGACAGAUUUAGACGGUCACAACAGGAUGUCGGAUGAUUUCUACCUUGAUUAAAGCAAAUACAUUUUGUGCUUUCUGUGGUAGAAAUGGAUCCUCUUAAAUGUCCAUUAUUAGUUGGUAUAAUUUGUGCACUUAUUGCUUAAAAUGGGUGUUUUGUAGUCAUUCUGAUGUUCAUAUGUCCUACAGGACACCAGCAUCUUUGACCAAGUGAGCUCAGUUUAUAUGUAUGCUGUAUUUGUAAAUGUUAUUGUAUAUAUUGAUAAUACAGUGAUUGAUAUAAUUUUUAACAUGCUAAAAAAGACAGUAUCAUGAUAAUGGAAAUAUUUCGACUUGUUGAGCUAAUGACUUCUUGUUUUUUGGUCAGUCCACUUUUGUACAGACUGAUAUAUCUGUGAAAUAUUGGCCAGACAUUCACAGUUCAAAUAGAUGAAUCCUAGUAACACUGAUGAUGCCCUGCUAUGUAUUUAACAAGUGUUUGCAGCCUUAACUGCUAAUCAAAAGCUUUUGGCAUUAUCAUUGUGAGCAUGUUUCAUGCUGACAUUAGCAUGUAGCUUACAGGCUCGUAGAUGCACUAAGACUUAUUGUUGUACAUAAUUAGACUGUUGUGGCAUUGAAAUGUGACAGAAGCAUCUGUCAGACUGCCAUAACACCCUGUCAUGAUUUUGCUCGCUAAUAGAAAGCGUCCCAUAAGGAGAGCUAUCAGGAGUAGGAGUUAAAUAUAACGCUGCAGUUCUCUUUAAAACAGAUUAAAAUAAGGCCAGUGGCUGAUUUGGUAAUUGUACUAUAGUGUUUUACACAACUAACAGCUGCGAAAGCUAGCGAGCACCGCUUUGAUAAGGCUUAUAUAAUGUAACAGAGUGUGUGCUGUGUGGGAGUUUGAGAUGUAACCUGCAAAGUUUCCCCACGAACGUAAACAAACUUUGAUCGCGGAGCAGGGGAGAGAGAGCGCCGUGGGGCGAGAGGGCACAGGAUCUGGCGCUUGGGAGCCGUGCAUGUGCUUUUUUUGGGGGACUGCUGAGAGUGACCCGCUCAAACAAAAGUGUGAGUGAGCGUCUGUGGGAGUGAGCGCGCUGUGCAUCAAAAAGCUGACGAGCCCGAGCUUGUGCUCCGCAAAGUAUCUUUGGAAUUUGGCUUCCUUCUCUCUUCUGUCUUUGUCCCAGUGCUGACCUGUGCAUCUCUGAGGUUGUUAAAUGCCCUCUCUUCGUGGUGAACCAUUCCUUUGAAAGCUUUGUUUUUCCCGCAGGACACCUGAUUACAAUAUUUUAGGAGAGAGCAUCCUUGAAGCCCUCUUCUUGAAGGCUGCCUGCUUUUGUUUGUGAUUGCAUUAAAGUGGCAGUAUGGUGUUUUGCACGAGUUAGGAUAUCAUUCUGAGAAAACUCAAGCCAAAACCUUCUCUUGCCUUUCCUGUAUGCACAGCUCCAGAUCACUAGGAUUAUACAGACAAAAAAAAUGUGCUUUCACAUCAUGACCUGUGACACUUACUGAAUGGGGAGAGGGAUUCUCAGGUUUAUAUACAUUUACAUGCAAUAUUGAUGCCUCUUUCAGUGUGUUAAUUGGAAAAGGGUGAUAAUAUUCAGUGUUGCUCUUACUCUAUUUCAAAAUCAACUGUGCAGUCCUGCAAGAUAAUUAAAGUGAUGCCAAGCUGCAUUCAGCAUCCUUGCAAGAGCACCACACCCCCGUACAGAGCCCUGUAACCAAUGGCAGCUUCAGUCCAGACUCUUCCUCUGACCCGUAGCCCUAACAAAAACUUCCGGAACCCUUUCCCAGUCCCAUCUCUCUCCUCCCGUUGCGGCAUGGGAAGUGUAGGCAGUCUGGUGGAGAGGCCAGAUGUUUCUGCAACUAAAGGCAGCCGUGCAGUACCGCAGGUGAGACCCAAACAGACCAACGGCCUCCUAAAGAAAGGCUUCACCCAAAGAGAGCUACUCAACUACCUCAACAUCACCAGAAAAGAGCCUAAAGUGAACACAAGCAGCAAAGGCAAGAAGGACAUAAUCUCUGGCUUCAGCUCUUCCAGUGCCCACGAGGAGGACGACUUAUAUGCCAAGGUCUACGAUAAAGAUGGCAAUGAAGUAGAUUUGACAAAGAACUCACUGCCAAGUGGGGGCAAGUAUGAAAAGGCUCGUUUUAGGUCUUCUGCCUUCAAGCCUGUCACCCCAAAAAACUUCAGCUCCAUGCAAAACCUCUACCCGUCUUCCAAGUCAGAGGAUGUGGAACAUGGCCUUUCCAAUGGCCUGCACAGAGCCUACGGCCAUAUCCCUAAGGCUGUCUCCACCUCUUCCUCCUCCUCCUCACCGUCGCGUCACGGAGGACCAGCAUCCAGUGGUAACAAGGCCCUCUCCUCGGUGCGGGGGAUGAGCCAGGAGGAUGAUAACCUGUCAGACUCAGGCCAUAACUCCAUGAGCAGCCUGCCGCCGUAUCGGCCUCCUCUUCGCCCACACCUGGCUCACAUCAGUGCAUCUAUGGGUCACAUCAACACUAUUGGCUCCCUGGAUCGCACCUCUCUGGGGCAAAAGGCUAUAGCUUCAGGGGGCGUGGCCAUAGGGGAAAUGGCGUGUCGGAGCAUGGCAACCCUGAGCCGUUUGGCUCCAUUUGGAGGGGAGGCUCCACCUCCUUAUGAAUGGACACUCUCCCUGUCUGUUGAGGAAGUAGUCCGGGAUCUGGAGGAGCGCCUGGUGGAGAAAGAGCACGAGCUGAAACAGAUGAAAAGAAACCUGGAUGAAAGUGAAGGCGCAAUCGCUCAGGUGUUUGAGGGGAAGCAGCGACUGUGGGAGAAGGAGGUGGAGGAGCUGAAACGGCUGUAUGCCACCAAGCUGCGUCAGAUUUCCCAGCAUGCCCAGCGUUCCCAGCGCAGCCUGCAGUUGCAGCUUUACAAGGCCCAGCAGGAGAAGAGUGGACUGCAAGAAGAGCUCGACAACCUGAAAAGGGAAAGAAGCCAGGAGGUUGGAGCCAUGGCAAAGCGAACUAGUCCAACUCUGGAAGAGACGCAGUGGGAGGUUUGCCAGAAGUCAGGGGAGAUCUCCUUGUUGAAGCAGCAGCUCAGGGUUUCCCAAGCGGAGGUGACCCAGAAGCUGAGUGAGCUUUUCCAGCUGAAGACGCAGCUCAGGGAGACCCGCACAGAGCUGCGCAAUAGAGAAGACCAGAUUGCUGCACUCGAACUAGUCGUUCAGAGCACACAGCGUGGCAGAUGCCCCUCUCAGGAUGGAAAAGGAGCUGAAGAAAGUCCUUCAGCUGGGACAACAGGAGGGUGUGGGGGCUCGACAGAGGAGCGUCUGCGUGCAGAGCUCCUGCUGGAGCGACGCCAGAGCGAGGCCCAGGCCAUGGCUUUCGAGGAAGAGAGGCAGACAUGGCAGACAGAGAAAAACAAGGUCAUCCGCUACCAGAGGGAGCUGCAGUCCAGCUACUUAGAGAUGUACCACCGCAAUGAAGCACUGGAGAGGGAACUGCACCAGCUGAGAGCAGGCAGAGAGCAAGGGGGAGUAGCAGGUGGAGGAGGGAGCAGAAAUGGGACAUUGGAAAGAGAAGUGCCAGAGCUGAGAAGUGAGAGAGUGGGUCAAAAACAAGAAGACAGACCCUCCUCUGGUUUACCGUGGAUCGAGAGAAUUGAAUCAUCUGAAAUCUGAAUGUGACUUCUUUGCAACGCAAACUGUUUUCUCCCUGUAUUUUGGUUCUAUGGAAAAUCAUGUCUGCCAGUAAAAGGAAAAUAGACUGACUCAAAUUAUGUUUGGAAGUAAAAAUUAGAGUUCCCCACUUGGUUAAUUAUGAAAAAAUAACAAAUUCAUGAUGUUGAACAUUCAAAAUGUUGUCUUAUUUCUUAAACGAGAGCACUACAUUGAAAUUUUGAUUUGUUAUGUCAAAAUGAUCAGAUGCUAAGUCAACAUCGACUUAGUAUCACAUACGUUUGAUUUAUUAUUUCUUAAUUUUCACUUUUUGGAGUAUUUUACCAUGCAUACCUUUUCAUCUAUUUUGUCUUACUUUCCUGGAGAAAAUGGACUUCCAUAGGCCCUCCAUGGGUUCCUGUAUGUUUGCCAUAUUCUACUCUUGCACCACUCUUGUUUAAUGACCUUUUCCUGCAAAGACUGGACCAGAAACUUUCUACAGAGCAGGCUAAUACUGAGGGUAAACACUGUCUGUGCCUCCACUAGCCUUGGCAGAAGAGUGGUGUCAAUUCUAUAAAUAAAAAAAAACAAACAAGAACCUAGCCUGCUUAAGCAUUUGUCCAAUUACAAACCCUGUAAAUGAGCAAAAUUGAUAUGCUGGCUAUUUCGUGUUCAUUUUGUUGUUACCUUUUGGUUUGGACUGCUGUAUAGUAUUGACAGUGACCAAAGGAUUCAAAGGGAUUUAAUGUGCAGAAGGUUCUGUGGGUUCAGGGUCCAUCAGGGCUCUGCGAGGAAAGCUGCAUCCCUGAUUUAAGUAUCAAGAGUAUCAAGGAUUUAAAGUAUCUGGUGCCAAGGAACAUGUGUUCACUACUUAAUAAACUGGAGAUGUUGGACUUUCCAGCUCCUCUCAAGUAAGAUGUAUAUAUUUUGUAAAUAUUGUAAUUUUGAUUUGAUUGGCCUUUUGUCAUUGUAUCCCAAGCACACUGUUGUCUUAAAUGGGUGUAUGCCCACAUCUUUGGAUUGCUAUGAAAGCAAUCAGUAGAUUUGGAUGCUGAACAUGACCGUCCUGCUUAUUGGUGCGAUUAGUUGCCCAUAUUCAACCAAUAACAUCAGAUGCAUGAUGUAGGUGAAGUUGUUCUUGUAUUUAUUUUUAAUAUAUGAACAUUCAAAAGCCAGCUCUCAAUUGACCUUUCAACAUACUGUGACACUUGUCUAUUUACUGGAAUUAAACCUGUACAGUUUAAAUAUGUGUGGUUUGGAUUCAUAAUAAACAUUUAUGAAGUGGUGUAAAA
This is a messenger RNA of Scatophagus argus, 6329 nucleotides long. It is a transcript of the gene n4bp3, whose product is annotated as NEDD4 binding protein 3. The record is from RefSeq and is a predicted model, not a curated record. The coding region runs from base 3139 to 5061 and encodes 640 amino acids. The transcript has 10 exons. Gene Ontology annotation, cellular component: cytoplasmic vesicle. NCBI's taxonomy places the organism in Eukaryota, Metazoa, Chordata, Actinopteri, Scatophagidae.